GGUUGUCUCGUACAGUUUACGGCGGUUCGUAACCGCCAUCUUGGAUCGAGGAGGAUUUAAACCCCCCCCCCCUCCCGAAAAGGAAAGAAAAGAAACUGCUAUAGCUUUUUUUUUUUUUUUUUUUUGGUGGCAUUUCACUGAUUUUGCUGCAGGUGAUGAAAAAACUAACGGAAAAGUCGAGGCCGUGAAAACGCGUCGUCGGCAAACUCGCAUUAAAGUCGUCCUAAGAUUGGGGAAAUUCCUUCCAGAUACCCGAGGAGUUGUUUGUGUGCAGUUCGGACACAUGGCCUCGUCUAAUCCAGCUGCAGAUAUGACAGAUAUGACAGACGUACCAUCUCUCACCAUGGGAAAUGCUUCUGGUAACCAGGCGGGCAGUGGAACAGCAGUCCAGAAAGGGACCAAGAGACGCACUAGCCCUGACUUUGAUGAAGAUGAAGGAAAUAAACUCUUCAGAUGUGAUGACGACACUGGAGGCUCCAAUGACAAAGAGCGCUUUGCCAGAGAAAACCAUAGUGAGAUUGAGCGCCGUCGACGCAACAAGAUGACGGCUUACAUCACAGAGCUGUCCGACAUGGUGCCCUCAUGCAGUGCCCUGGCUCGCAAGCCUGACAAGCUGACCAUCCUGCGCAUGGCUGUCUCCCACAUGAAGACCCUGCGCGGCAAUGGGAAUACUGGGCCAGAUGGCAGUUACAAACCCUCCUUCCUUACUGAUCAGGAGCUGAAGCACCUUAUCCUAGAAGCAGCGGAUGGCUUCCUCUUCGUAGUGUCAUGCGAGUCCGGACGAGUAGUCUACGUGUCAGACUCGGUUACCCCGGUCCUGAACCAGGCCCAGUCAGAGUGGUUAGGCAGCUCCCUGUAUGACCAGCUGCACCCUGAUGACACUGACAAGCUGAGGGAGCAGUUGUCCACCACUGAGGGCAACACUGGUGGCCGUAUGCUGGAUCUGAAGACGGGAACAGUGAAGAAGGAGAGUCAGCAGUCCUCCGUCAGAAUGUGCAUGGGGUCUCGCAGGUCGUUCAUCUGCAGGAUGAGGUGUGGGGUGACUCCAGUGGAGCCCUCAUCCAUGAACAGACUCAGUUACAUGAGGAACCGCAGCAGGAGCGGACUGGGCCCAGUGAAGGAUGGGGAGCCACAGUAUGCCGUAGUCCAUUGUACAGGCUACAUCAAGUCCUGGCCACCUGCAGGUGUGUCUCUGUCAGACGAAGAGACAGACAACAGCCAAGGAAGCCGCUUCUGUCUGGUUGCAAUUGGCAGGUUACAGGUUACCUGCUCCCCUGGUAACAAGGAUAUGGACAGCUUCAACAUUCCUGUGGAAUUCAUCUCUCGUCACAACUGCCAUGGUGUUUUCACUUUUGUGGACCACCGCUGUUUCGCCACAGUUGGCUACCAGCCACAGGAGCUGCUGGGGAAGGAAAUCUUCGAACUGGCACACCCAGAGGACCAGGGUCUGUUGAGAGACAGCUUCCAGCAGGUAGUAAAGCUCAAGGGACAAGUGCUGUCCGUCAUGUUUCGGUUCCGGUCAAAGUCUCGCGAAUGGAUCUGGAUGCGCACCAGCUCUUUCACCUUCCAGAACCCAUUCUCUGAGGAGAUAGAGUACAUCAUCUGCACAAAUACCAAUGUCAGUAGACCUCCACCUCAAGACUCCCUCACUCCCCUCUCCUCCCCGGGCAUGGCACUGCCCCCCUCGCAGGGGCAGAACAGCCCUAACUGUCCCCUGGCUAUGAGCCCGGGGCAAGUAACAUCCAGGCAGCUCCAACAGCAACAGGCAGAGGGGAGUGCCAAACGAGAUGGCUUCUAUGAACCAAGCCAGGUGACCCUGCCACAGGUGCCAGCCCAGGCUGUGACAGCUGCAGGACCAGACCACAAUAAAUCCAUCGAUAAGGGGGAGCUUUAUACACCAGACAGAGAUGCACACUACCCUGAAGUCUUCGCAGCUGACCAGCCCAAGGUCCUCUCAACCAGUUCUGCUCAGCAGAUUUACACCCCCGGAAACUCAAACUCAUAUGCAACUACACGCGCAAGUGACUCUUUCAGGUCCAUGGGAAUGACCCAGCAUUUAGUGCAGCCCUCACCAUCAGCUGGGCAGAUGCUGGCCCAGAUCUCUCGGCAAAAUGCCCCCAACCCUAGUUGCCCUUCUGGAGUUGCCCCCAGUAAUAACAGUCCUGUUCAGGCCCAGGCUGGGGUGACGGGAGGGACAGGUGCAUGGUCAGGAGUCAGACCACCAUUCAGCACACAGGUUAGCCCACAGUCAGGAAAGAUUCAGCCUCCCCAGUUUGCAUUGGGUGGGUUUCCACCGGCGGCUUCCUCCUCCUUUAAUGCAGUACCGAACACUGCUGCCCCAACCCCAUCAAGCAGCACAAACUUCCCCCCUCUCAACUCUUGCACUAACCCUUCGGGCAACAGUUAUGCAGAUGGAAACCAGUCAGCUCCUCAGUUCCCCUCUAGAGCUUCAGAGGCAGUGUGGCCUCAGUGGCAGAGCCAGGCACAAGCUCAAAGCACAGCAGAAACCCAUCCUCACUCUCAGGCAAACCAGCCUGAGAUGUUUCCCGAUGUUCUCUCUAUACUGGAUCAGUCGCCCAACUUCAACAGUGACGACUUUGCGGAGAUCCCAAUUUUUCCUCCGUUCAAUGAGUGAAAUGAGGUUGAAUGUGUUCCCUCUUUCUCCGUAUGUCUCUUACACUUUAAGGCCUUUGCUCUUUGUGUUUUCCAGCUUUUAUUCAGUUUAAAUUUGCACUACCAACCAGGGAGCUAUUUGAGAGAUUUUGUAGUAUGAGAGAAAUGAAAGAGAGCAUUUGAGCUGAAGAAUGAGAGGAAUGAUUGCAAAGGUGGAGGCAAGGAUAGGAGAAUAGCUGAUUGUUCAGAGAGCUAAAAUGGAGAUUGCGUGCAAGAAUGACAAAUGGCCUACAGAGUGAAGACAUGAUUAGAGAAGUGGUUAUAAUAACUACACUGCCAGCUAGAACUGCCCAAAGCUGAAAUGUGUGAGGUUGUAAAGAUUUAGUACAGUUGCACCCCUUGCAUAUAAGAUGGAAGCGUGGCUUCUGGUGUCAGCAGUGAUGUGGAGGAAAUUUUGAGGAAGCAUAGUAGCACAACCUGGACACAAUGUCCCACACAAAGGAGUGUAGGCACACUACAGCCGUAUCAGCGUUAGCAGGGACAUUUGCAAGCAGCUGAUCCACUUUUGAUUUUCCCCGUAUAGUUAUAAGACAUAUCUGGUGGUAGCAGAUAAUGUCCAUAACUUUAAAACUGGCAGACUUAAGAUUAUUCGAGUCAUUUUUCAAAAGUAUGUUUUCCUCUUUGCGUGGUUUACAAAUCCACCUAAUUGUUGCCAAUUCAAGUUGUCACACUACAACCAAGUGCUGAAUUUGCUUGAGUUACUGCCAACUUAGCUCCACAUGUAGUGUUAAUAUGCACAGCUGAGAUUCUCCAAGCUCAGCACUUAAUUCCCCCAAAGACUGCAAUGCCAUCGUUGUGUGGGUUCAUGACACCAUUAGCAGCAGUAGAAGUGAACGGUGCAAUAAUUACUGGAGAUUGCCAGUACUUCUCACUCCUGAAACAUGAAUAAAACUAGACCCCUAAUCCCACUGCAGCUUCUCAGGAUACUGACCAGCAACCAAUGAGCAACAAGAGGGCCUGAGCAAGCCCCUCCUUCCCUUUCCCCACAUCCUCAGUCCAUUGUCCUCCAGUCUCGUUCCAUGAUUAUAGCACAAUUGCACAAAAAUCUGUUUAAUGUGUGUUUGAAUUGUGGGUGGAAAUGUUACGUCACACAUUUUAUGAAUCAUUGGUUUCUUGUGAUGAGCAGUUUCAACCUAGCAGUAUUUUCAGUAACUGGUUUAUACAAGGUUGGAUUUGAAAUUGUGAACAGUCAGUUGGGUCAAUACAGGGUUUAAAAAAAAAAAAAAAAA
Molecule: messenger RNA, 3902 nt
Organism: Scleropages formosus (Asian bonytongue)
Lineage: Eukaryota; Metazoa; Chordata; Actinopteri; Osteoglossiformes; Osteoglossidae
Product: aryl hydrocarbon receptor nuclear translocator-like
Exons: 21
Coding region: 284-2635 (783 amino acids)
Biological process (GO): regulation of DNA-templated transcription
Cellular component (GO): nucleus; transcription regulator complex; cytoplasm
Molecular function (GO): protein dimerization activity; DNA-binding transcription factor activity
Source: RefSeq, a predicted model, not a curated record